UAACAACUCCCCCACUUCUCACUCUCUCUCUCUCUCUCUCUCUCUCUCUCUCUCGGAGCAUCCAUGGCUGACCGUCACCAAAACCCAACACAAACCCAACAGCAGCAGCAGCCGCAGAGAGCUCGGAGACCCAGCCCUAACACCCCCACAAAUUCCUCAAUAUUCCUACGUAAACUCCAAGGCCAUGCACCCAACUCCACCCAGCUCGUCGGCUUUCUCACCCUCCUCGUCUCCGGCGCUAUUCUCCUCCUCCUCACUGGUCUUACCGUCACCGCUACCGUCCUCGGCCUAAUCAUCUUCACCCCUAUCAUCAUCAUCUCCAGUCCCAUAUGGGUUCCCCUCGGCGCUGUCCUCGUCCUCACGGCCGGCUUCUUCGUGUCCAUGUGCGGGUUUGGCGCCGCGGCCGUGGCUGGUUUGUCUUGGAUGUAUAGGUAUUUCAAGGGGAUGCACCCGCCCGGUUCGGACCGGGUUGACUACGCCAGGAGCCGGAUUUACGAUACGGCGAGCCAUGUCAAGGAUUAUGCUAGAGAGUACGGCGGGUAUUUGCACAGUAAGGUCAAGGAUGCAGCUCCCGGUGCUUAAACCAAAGAUCAAGCUAGAGGAUUUGGGUUUUUCUCACCGGUCCGGUUUAUUGUUGAAUGUUGAGCCUGCAGAUAUGUUGGGCCGGUUUUUUUUUUCUCCUUUACUUUUCAUGUCUCUGAUAUUUGGUUUGUUUGCUUUUUUCUUUUUUUAGUUUAAAAAAUUUUAUUUUUCA
Pyrus x bretschneideri (Chinese white pear) is the source of this 754-nucleotide messenger RNA. RefSeq names its product oleosin G. Gene Ontology annotation, biological process: lipid storage. The transcript has a single exon. The record is from RefSeq and is a predicted model, not a curated record. The coding region runs from base 64 to 582 and encodes 172 amino acids. Gene Ontology annotation, cellular component: monolayer-surrounded lipid storage body; membrane. NCBI's taxonomy places the organism in Eukaryota, Viridiplantae, Streptophyta, Magnoliopsida, Rosales, Rosaceae.